Messenger RNA from Mesocestoides corti, 339 nucleotides. NCBI's taxonomy places the organism in Eukaryota, Metazoa, Platyhelminthes, Cestoda, Cyclophyllidea, Mesocestoididae. The record is from the annotation of a GenBank genome assembly.
AUGCCCGAGUUCGACUCCCGCCUGCAGGUGCGUGUUAGGCUCAGGGCAGAGGUCAGAUGCACGCACGUGGUCGCCCCGACGGCUGUCUUGCAAAGGUUGCGCAAGGCAGGCCUUCGAAAGGCACAGAAGACGGUGCGAAUGCUCCCGUGGAAGCGAAAGACACACCGCGAAGACGCAGCAAACAACCUUCAAACCACGCCCAAGGACCAACAGUCCCUCGUUGAAAUCGUUGGUACACGGCCGGCGUCUACGAUACGGCAGCUAACUAUCACUGUCGGAAUGAAUUGUUUCUGCAAUCUCGCCCUCAUGGCCUGUGCUGGAUGUCAAAUAGUCGUAUAA